This is a messenger RNA of Ylistrum balloti, 3226 nucleotides long. RefSeq names its product pyruvate dehydrogenase E1 component subunit beta, mitochondrial-like. The transcript is spliced from 12 exons. Gene Ontology annotation, biological process: pyruvate decarboxylation to acetyl-CoA. Gene Ontology annotation, molecular function: pyruvate dehydrogenase (acetyl-transferring) activity. The coding region runs from base 2 to 1090 and encodes 362 amino acids. NCBI's taxonomy places the organism in Eukaryota, Metazoa, Mollusca, Bivalvia, Pectinida, Pectinidae. The record is from RefSeq and is a predicted model, not a curated record.
CAUGGCGACCUCUACGAUGGCAGUUCGGCUUCUGAAGUCAUCAUGCUGCAGAUCCAUAUUUCGUCGAAACUUCAGUAAGACAUCGGUCCGAGCUGGAACACAGAUGACCGUACGUGAUGCCCUGAACUCUGCUAUUGAUGAGGAAAUUCAGAAGGAUGAUUCUGUGUUUGUUCUUGGAGAGGAAGUUGCAGAGUAUGAUGGAGCAUACAAGGUCACAAAGAAUCUGUGGAAAAAAUAUGGAGACGACCGGGUUAUAGAUACCCCAAUCACUGAGAUGGGCUUUGCUGGAAUAGCUGUUGGGGCAGCCAUGGCUGGUCUGAAACCUAUAUGUGAAUUCAUGACCUUCAACUUUUCCAUGCAAGCUAUUGAUCAGGUCAUCAAUUCUGCAGCUAAAACAUUCUACAUGUCAGCUGGGAAUGUACCUGUUCCCAUUGUGUUUCGCGGACCUAACGGAGCUGCAGCAGGCGUGGCUGCCCAACAUUCACAGUGCUUUGCUGCCUGGUACAGUAGCUGUCCUGGACUCAAAGUUAUCUCCCCUUAUUCCUCUGAGGAUUGUAAAGGUCUGUUAAAGGCUUCCAUCAGGGACCCCAACCCAGUUGUCUUCUUAGAAAAUGAACUUUUGUAUGGUACUGCCUUCGAAAUGUCAGAUGAAGCACUGUCUGAUGAAUUUGUACUUCCAAUUGGCAAGUGUAAAAUUGAAAGAGAAGGUAACCAUGUAACCUUGGUAACUCACUCCAAGUAUGUAGGGGUUUGCCUGGAUGCUGCCAAAGAGUUGGAAGGUCAAGGUGUUGAGUGUGAGGUGAUUAAUCUUAGAACCCUACGUCCGUUGGAUACUCAGUCGAUCAUAAAAUCUGUGAUGAAGACCAACCACUGUAUUACAGUAGAAGGUGGAUGGCCACAGUGUGGCAUCGGCUCAGAAAUCUGUGCCACAAUCGUGGAAAGUCCUGCUUUCAAUUACCUAGAUGCCCCGGUAUUAAGAGUGACAGGAGCGGAUGUACCCAUGCCAUACGCUCAAUCCCUUGAGGCUGCUGCUCUCCCACAGACACCAAAUAUCAUCAAAUGUGUUAAAAAAGUGCUGAACAUCCCUUGAUGUACAUAUUUCUAGACAUCUUAAAGUAUGGAAAGAGAUGGAUGUAAAAAAUUCUGCAUUUACUUGUGUUGGUCUGAUUUCCAAAAACGUAAAUUUUAAAGAAUGAAACACAGAGUUUGUCAGAGGAAACAAUGUACAGUUACAAUUCUUGUUCAUAUUUCUUAGAUAAGUUUGGACCUGAUACAAAUGUAUGUUCAUUUAUUAAUAACAGUGCAAUGUUCAAAAUGACAUGAUUCCUUUCAUGAUCAAAAUUACAUAUAUGUGUCAUUGCAGAUGAUAGUGCUAGGUAGUAUUGUUUAAGUGAAUGUCUUUAUUCCAGGUUUCUGGUUAAGUCGGUGUCAAAAUAUAAUAAUGUUAACAUUUUAUUGAGCUGCAACCAGGAAGUUUGGCAUUAUUAACAAAGAACAGUGGUUGAGCAAGGAAAUUGUUUUUGAGGGAACCAUGGAAAACAUGACUUUUUAUGGCUAUUGGAAAACAAAGUGGCAAAUGAAAUGAUGGUGAUUAUACUUGUAUCCUGGGUAUUGAAUCAUAUGUGUCUAUAUUACAAGAUGAUUUAUCUUCAGGAUUAGUAUCUAAAAUACUCUUACUUUAUGUGUGUUGACUACUAUUUCUGAAAUUCAUAUGAUUUCAAGAUUUAGCUUUUUUCUUUUCACUUUCCGUGCACUAACCUAUUAAUUUAUUUUGAUAUUUAUACGGAUGUCCCUCUGAUCUUAACCUGGCUUUUUUUUUUUUUUUUUUUUUUGAUACUUCCAAGAAUGUUACAUAUCAGGCAUGAGUUUAAUACAGGUCACUUCACUGUUUAAAGGUCUCAUCAAUAUUCAAGUCUGACAUACUGCCUUAAAGUACCUAGCUGUAAGUGUAGAUGGAAUAGAUUCUCAACUAUCAGAGGUACUGGUAAAGGUAACAAAGAAUCUCAGAAUGCUUGGCCAACUGGAUACAAAAUGAACUUGUAAUGACAACUUGUAUAGAUUCUGGUAUAUACUUUAUUUUUGAUAUACUGUAUAGUUGAUUUAAUUUUGCAAGGCAGGUAUUUCAGGGUUGUACCAGCUAAUUCACAGGUAUUAAAUUUGCACAUAACGAUAUCAGUGGACUGAUGUUUAUGUAUACAGACAUAACAUAUUUUGUGAGAUUUUCUGUAAAAACUUUUGCUGGUUAUUUAAUUUUUUCACGAUCUUUAGUAACAGUGAAUAUAUCAAAAUCAAAUUCCCUGCAAGUAUUACCAACUAUACAGUAAAUUUUCCUGUACUUAUGAAUUGAUUUGACCCAAAGUGAUUUUAGUUCACGAUAUUCUGAUUCAGAACAUUGGUGGGUGGGUGUAUUUGUUUGUGAACCUCCAAUACAGUAUUGUGAUUCAGCAUUCAUUGUUUUUGUGAAUAGAUGGCCGUCAUAUUUUGCUGGUUUUCAUGGGUUUUCCUUCAGAAAAUAAAUAUAUUUAUCUUUAUUUAAACUUGAUUUCCUGUGUUCUCGGAUGUCAAUAAUGACUAUCAAAUAUACUGUUGCUUAAAUAUUUCUUCAGUAAAGAUGAAUAUUAUAUAUGUGUAUCAUUAUAUUAUUGUACAGGUCUUUUAAAACUAGAAAAUGACUGUAUUCCUGACUUGAAGAAAACCAACAGUAUCAUGCAAUACAAUAAAAACAAUAUUUGAAGCAUGCUACAUAUAGUGGUAUUUUUUUGACAGUGAGCUCGUGUCUGACAAUAAACCCGCCCAUAUUGUUUUAAUGUUCAUGCAAUUCCUGUAACCAGCCCAACCCCUAAUCUUGAGUCAGAAGUACUAUUAUUGUGCCCACCAGGCUAACAGCAGGACAAAUACACUGAUGUACAAGGUAAUUGAGUUUAGUAGCAGUAGCAGAUGAUUGAAAAUUUAUCUCAAACGAACGUCUUUGUAAUUUCCUUUCAAUAUAGGUAGAUAUUAAAAUACCACAGCACAAUCCAAACUGAUAAUCAAAUAUCCUACCUAAAUGAUGUAUGGUUAGUGUAAUAAUGAAGAGAUCAUUCAUGGCAUUAACAAAUGUUAGAUUUGUGUGUAUGAUAUAAGAAUUUUUAGCCGUUUUAUGUGUAAGUGUUUUUGUUAUUUAUCCGUUUAAGUUUUCAAUAUCACAAAAAGAAUAUUUUAGAAACUAAAAAGUCUUUGAAGAAAA